CGUCAUUUCCUCAUCCCGCCCUCUUUUCGCUGUGAGGUGCAGAACUCCAUACGGCGUUGUCUCGUGCUCUCCCACUAAACUCGUUACGCAAGGAAAGUGGUCACGAUGUCCGGAGGUCUGGACGUCCUUCAGAUGAAGGAGGAGGAUGUGCUGAAGUUCCUGGCAGCAGGAACCCAUCUGGGAGGAACCAACCUGGACUUCCAGAUGGAGCAGUACGUCUACAAGAGAAAGAGUGACGGCGUGUACAUCAUCAACCUUAAGAAGACCUGGGAGAAACUGCUGUUGGCUGCUCGUGCCAUUGUUGCCAUUGAGAAUCCAGCUGAUGUUUGCGUUAUCUCCUCCAGAAACACUGGCCAGAGAGCGGUGCUCAAGUUCGCCUCUGCCACUGGCGCCACCACCUUCGCUGGUCGUUUCACUCCUGGAACCUUCACCAAUCAGAUUCAGGCUGCUUUCAGGGAGCCUCGCCUCCUGAUCGUGACAGAUCCUCGCGCUGACCACCAGCCGCUGACCGAAGCCUCUUACGUCAACAUCCCAACCAUUGCCCUCUGCAACACAGACUCCCCUCUGAGAUACGUCGACAUUGCCAUCCCAUGCAACAACAAGGGUCCCCACUCUGUGGGUUUGAUGUGGUGGAUGUUGGCUAGAGAGGUGCUGAGGAUGAGGGGCACCAUCUCCAGGGAGCACCCAUGGGAGGUCAUGCCUGAUCUGUACUUCUACAGAGAUCCUGAGGAGAUUGAGAAGGAAGAGCAGGCUGCAGCUGAGAAGGCUGUUGGUAAGGAGGAGUUCCAGGGUGAAUGGACCGCUCCUGUGCCCGACUUCAACCAGCCUGAGGUUGCUGACUGGUCUGAAGGUGUUCAGGUUCCUUCUGUGCCCAUCCAGCAGUUCCCAGCUGGCGCUGAGGCUCCUGCCAAAGCUGCACCAGCUGAGGUGUUUGCAGAGGACUGGAGUGCUCAGCCUGCUACUGAGGAUUGGUCUGCUGCUCCCACUGCUCAGGCCGGAGAGUGGGGCGGCACCACUGCAGACUGGUCUUAAGAGAAAUGUUAACCAUGCUUGUGAAAUCGAUAAACUUGAUUGUUUAAAAUCUUGUUUCCGAUGUUCUUUUUGAGCUGAUUUUUGAAUAAGCAAUUAGGGCUAUGUUGUCUAACAAUGUAGUGUCUAGAAUAGAUGAUUAAGUCCACCUCAGCAUCUGUAAUUAUAAAAAUUUUAUUUUUAAAAAAUUUAUACGUUUGACACCAAAUAAUGCAGAAUGGUGAGUCUUAUGUGAAAUAUGCAAUGCCUUAAUGAAGGGAUAAUGUACAGUCAGCUGAGCAGUGUUCCAUAAUAAACCCUAACUGGGUAUUAUAUUUUGAA
This is a messenger RNA of Sinocyclocheilus rhinocerous, 1350 nucleotides long. Its product is annotated as 40S ribosomal protein SA-like. Gene Ontology annotation, molecular function: laminin receptor activity; structural constituent of ribosome. The record is from RefSeq and is a predicted model, not a curated record. The transcript is spliced from 8 exons. Bases 106 to 1032 code for a protein of 308 amino acids. Gene Ontology annotation, biological process: translation. Gene Ontology annotation, cellular component: ribosome; small ribosomal subunit. Lineage: Eukaryota; Metazoa; Chordata; Actinopteri; Cypriniformes; Cyprinidae.